Chara braunii is the source of this 1720-nucleotide messenger RNA. The record is from the annotation of a GenBank genome assembly. NCBI's taxonomy places the organism in Eukaryota, Viridiplantae, Streptophyta, Charophyceae, Charales, Characeae.
GUACACUGUCAGAUAGCCAUGCUGGCUAUCCCUGCUGAUGUCCUGCUACGUGUACACGUAGCCUCGAACGGACAUGCUCCCUUCCUAAUAGAGAAUCUAUCCUUCAGUGAUUGGGCGGCCAUGGUCGCGGUAAUGCAAACUAGGCCCCAUGAACUUGAGGAUAAGAUCAAGGAGCUUGCCUCCAACAUUGCAGAAGUCUGUAGAAGGUCUGCCAUUGAGAACAGAGAGCUAAGCCUCAUCAUCGCUAAGGCUGAGAAGAUCAUACUCGAGCUCCACGGAUACGACACCGCGCAUCUGGACUGCGCAGGUCAGAUUUCCAUAAACGAGAGCUCUGAGACCUUCACAGACAUCUACAUCAAUAGUAUUGCACGCACUCCUGCAGAGUUAGAUUACUUCAAGAAGAAGAAAGCCUUGAGAAGGGACAAUGCCCACAUGAAGAUCUCCAGCACGUCUGGCGAGGCCAACCACAAGCUCGGCAAGAACAGCUCCUUCUUACCUCUCGCAUCGAGCACAUGGACAGAAAAAGCGGUACAAUGGGUCCACAACAGGCUAUGGAAGUUGAACUCCUUCAAUUAUACAGCACCGAUUAGUGUGGAUGCCUACAUGGCGCUAGCUGGGCUGAAUGAUGCAGACAUAGACAACUGUCGAACUGCUGCCAAGAACGCGACCAUCCACUUUCCUGCUGGACGAGCCGGCUAUGAUGCGGACUUCCUGCCAAUUGCCAAACUGGAGGAAGGCAAGUGUCCUAAAAAGUCGCUGCUUCACCAGAAGGGUAUUCCCAGGUUUCCCACAGACCUACUUGAACUCAAGAAGCUGUGGAAUGCUGGGAGACCGUUUCUCAAGUGCCCAUGCAUUAGCUGUGAGUUGAACUUCACAUGGCUGGAUCAUAUGAUCUGGUACAUCAUCGGUAACCUCGACAAGUUGGACCCGAAUGCACCAUCAGACAAGAUCCGCAUGCUCGAAUUCCAAGCACUGCUGCGCACUACAUGGAGAAGACCAAUUCUGGCCCAGAUCACGUUCCUGUUCAUGCGUGAAUACAUGAUGAAGAUCGUUCAUCUCAUCACGCAGAACAAGAACAUCUCCGCUGAAGAAAUCCUCGCUUUUGAAGAUUUCCAUAACGUACCAUUUGUACGGAAGUUCACUGCAGCACUCCUCCCUAACGCUGAAGGACUUCUCACGCCAAGCACAACCAGAAGAAAUGGUGCCAUAGACUUCGAGGACAACUCCUUGCGCAGAUGCCGCCAGAUCAGACUUGGUACUCCUGCCUCUGGCUUACCUGCAAUGCACUCAUCUGCUACACAUACACCACCCGCCUCUACCAAUGCGCACGCACAGUCACCACUACUAGGCACUGCUACUGCGAAUGCACAUGUUCUCCAAACCACUCCACCGGCCUCAGAUCCUAUAAUCCACAAUGCUGCUUCCAUUUCAGCACCUUAGCCACUGAGACAACCUGGCCCGAUCACGCAACCACCUCAAGCUGCAAACUCCCGCCCCUCUCACGACACGCCCGGUAUGCACACUCACAAUAGUGGUCACACACUACGCAACACCCAAAAUGCACAGCAGAGCCACAUAAACCCACCACACAUCAGCCACCCUUCAAUACGCCCCAACACACAGGCCGGCCCACUGCCCAUUCCCACCAUCGUUCCCACUACUCCGUGGCACGCUAUUGCCCCCCCUGUUCCUCAUGUGCAAGUAAACACCUUCACCUUCG